AUGGGCAACCACCAAAGUAACGAAGUUAGUCCAGACGUCUUGAAAUCACUCAAGACCCUUGGAAAACAACUUCAGAACUGCGAUGAUGAAAGCAAGGCUCUAGGGAAUCUCGUACGGAAUUUCACACGGGCUCCUUCUACGCUGCUGGAAGCCCAACCAAAACUUCUGAAAGUACUUGAACCGAUACGCCAAAGGCAAGCCUCAGACGAGGAUAUUGAAAAGUUUUUGACAACAAUAAAACAUAAUCAGAACCCUCUCUCUUCGGACCAAGUCAAGCAAGUCGCGCCCAAGCUACGAAAAUGGAGACUGGACGAUGAAUCAACAACGUCAAGACUCUCGGACGCUUCCCGGUGGAUUGAGGACCCUUCUUAUUUUUGGGGCGCAGCGCGUGAUGCCCGUCCCGCGACCAGCGCAGAAGUUGUUCAAAAGUGCCUGCAGUAUGAGAAAGACUACCUCCAGAAUGACACAACACUGCUAAAACUACGUCGUCGAGUGAUGAGGGAGAUUAUCUGUCUAUUUACGACGUGUGAAAAGAUCCGCACCGAGGGCAAUAAAGGGGGGGUCAAACUUGUCACGGAUGAGAUUGCCACCAAAAAAAAGAUUGAUGAUGCAGACAAGAAACAAAGACAAUUGCUACAUAGUGAAGUGAGGAAACGCACUGUUGCAGGACGCAGAUGGCUCCGACUAGGUCGCGGAGUUUCACUCGGGGUUCAUCAAAAUGCUACCUCUUUCGAGAGAAGUCCUCUAAGCGAAGUCGAAAUUGAUGCUGCUCGACAGUACUGUGGACAACUUCCUGUAUUCGCGAACAAUACUCUUUCGACUGCUUGGUUCGCCAUCGUUAAAUGGUUCGUUCAGGAUUUGUACGAAACGGCUGUACGCGACGAAGUUUUUCUGUACGUUGAAAAGGACAACAGUUAUGACAAACAACCCAACAUCAGAAAGAACAUCAAAAAGAAGGACCCAGCGGCAGGAACAACGACUGCCUCCAACACCCCCGAGCCAAUCGACGACACUGACCCCAAUACCUGUGAACAAAGCGACGACACUACCUCCAAUAUCUCUGAACAAAGCGACGAUACUGCCUCUGAAACCUCUGAACAAUGCGACGACACUGCCUUCAGUACCCCUGAACAAAGCAUCGAUGUUUAUGAAAUCUAUCAUACACCAUCAACUGGGCAUGAUUAUCACCAGCCCAAGCGUCGUCGCCUGGAUGGCGUGGCGCCUGUUGCAAUCGACGAACAGAUUCCCGAUACGCAUUCGGGUCUCAGGCUCAUCCAACCUCACUCGGACAAUUCGACAGAUCUCAACAACUUCGAGAAAAACACAAUCUCGGAGACACGGUCAGCGCAACACCCGUCGAAUACACACCACGAGUGCUCUCCCUCAGGCGUCAACUCGAACGAGAGCAACAAGACUCCAGACGUGCACAUGGACGGAGUCACUAUGGAGGUCAUUGAAGAUCACAGACCCCAUGCUGGCAAAGGAGAUGAAAUUUGGCCGGCUGCGCAGGACCUCGUGACUAAUGAGUUCUGCCCCGGGAACGACGUACCCAGGAUGCCCAUGGACUUUGCAUCUGAACAGGGAAGCUUGGACAUACAUUUGGAUCAAAACGGUAACACGGCAUCUUCCAAUAUCCCUCCUGAUCAAUUUACAAGCAACAUGACGGAGGUAUCUGUCGACAAUACGACCCUACCUGAGCGACCAAAUGGACUCCCUUGUCGAGUGGGCGAGGAAGCGCCUCGAAAUAAAAAUCCACCUUCAACAGAGGUAGUUGAGUCUUCUAACAUUCAUAGUCGAGAGGCCGAGGCCAGGGAGCAGAUUGCCGGGACAUCAUGGACCUCCUCAAACAAGACAACUACUAAUGGAUGCGAAGACAGCGAUUCUGAGUCUGGAGAGGAGCCACAUAAACGGCGUCGUGUGGGUAGUGUCAGCACGGACACCACCGCGGAAGGUGAUCGUGUCAACCUUGGAAUGAGUCUUGCUCACGCCCAGAAGCCCAGUGAAGACUAUGCAGACAAGUUUACCACCGACGAAGUUGCCGCCGACAACUUCACUCCACAAAUGGAGAUACAUCCCCGCUCUGAUGUCGUAGAGGUCGUCGACGCUCUCAGAACGCUUGCGGCCCUUGCCCCCAUUCCACUCACUGACUGUGAGGAAAGAUCCUUGGGAGAUCAUGUUGGCGAACAAGAUGAACUUGGGCCAACUGCGCAGGCGCUCAUGAGUGCUGAUAGGCGCUCCUCCGCUGAAGGUGAAGAGGUCGACCUCGGAAUAUUUCCUGACGCCCUGAUUCUCGGUGACGGCGCCCCAUAUCAGUCUACGGACUUCGGUCGGUGGCUAGAUUACCUUGAAAAGAACAACGUUGAAGAUGUGCACCUCGAUAACGAAGAAUUUUGCGUCCCAGAGUCUGAACACGACAUUCAAGAUUUAGACAUUGAUAACUGGCUCAAUCUGGGGGAUGGGUUUCCAAAUCCGCAUUGGUAG
Molecule: messenger RNA, 2481 nt
Organism: Exophiala spinifera
Lineage: Eukaryota; Fungi; Ascomycota; Eurotiomycetes; Chaetothyriales; Herpotrichiellaceae
Exons: 4
Coding region: 1-2481 (826 amino acids)
Source: RefSeq, a predicted model, not a curated record